AAAAAUGCAUUAUACAGGCUGGCUUGUUGCACGAUGAGCCGCCAUUCCAUUUCCUCUAACAGUCCUUUUCUUCGUCUCUCGUUUUUCUAUAUUAGAUCACCUUUCAUCCCUCCAAGGCGCACGAUAUUACUUUGUUCUUUGCGGUUCAGGAGAUGCUUCUGAUUCGUUCUUUUCGCACCCAGCUGGGCUCUGGGGCUGCCCGCGCCUUCUUAUCCACCUCCGCCGCUGCUGUCGAAGCGGAAAGGGCGAUCCGUGAGGGUUACCGGAACGAUUGGAGCAGGGAAGAGAUAAAAUCUAUAUACGAUUCACCUAUCCUUGAUCUCGUCUUCCAUGGUGCUCAAGUCCAUAGGCAUGUUCACAAGUUUAGAGAAGUUCAACAGUGCACGCUUCUUUCUAUUAAAACAGGUGGGUGUAGUGAAGAUUGCUCCUACUGCCCACAGUCCUCAAGGUAUGAUACUGGACUAAAAGCCCAGAGGCUAAUGAAUAAAGAUGCUGUACUGGAGUCAGCAAAGAAGGCCAAGGAGGCUGGAAGCACCCGUUUCUGCAUGGGAGCUGCUUGGAGAGAUACAGUUGGCAGGAAAACUAAUUUCAACCAGAUUCUGGAUUAUGUUAAAGAAAUAAGGGACAUGGGAAUGGAAGUUUGUUGCACGCUAGGUAUGCUUGAAAAGCAACAAGCAUUAGAGCUUAAGAAGGCUGGCCUCACAGCAUAUAAUCAUAACCUUGAUACUUCAAGAGAGCACUAUCCAAACAUAAUAACCACCAGAACAUAUGAUGAAAGGUUGGAAACACUUCGAUAUGUCCGUGAGGCCGGAAUUAAUGUCUGUUCAGGAGGAAUCAUUGGUCUUGGUGAAGCUGAAGAAGAUCGCGUGGGUUUAUUGCAUACCCUAGCCACCCUUCCUAACCAUCCUGAGAGUGUUCCCAUUAAUGCAUUAGUUGCAGUCAAGGGCACUCCUCUUCAAGAUCAGAAGCCUGUGGAGAUUUGGGAAAUGAUUCGAAUGAUUGCAACUGCGCGCAUAGUGAUGCCAAAGGCAAUGGUUAGGCUAUCUGCAGGCCGCGUCAAGUUCACCAUUCCAGAGCAGGCUCUGUGUUUUCUUGCUGGUGCUAAUUCCAUCUUCACUGGAGAGAAGUUACUCACUACGCCCAACAAUGAUUUUGAUGCUGAUCGACUGAUGUUUAAUAUCUUAGGCUUGACCCCCAAAACUCCAACAUUUUCUGAAGAAAUUUCAGUUCCAGCCCCUGAAUGCUGCGAGGAAGAAGCCGUCUCGUUUAAUGGUUGAAGCUUACUAUCAAGUUAUUGUUAUUAUUAUUAUUAUUAUUAUAUUUAAUGGAUGUAAGGUUGUUUGAUUUAUUUUAUUGUAGCUUAUUUCGUCUGGGAAAUCAGGUCUGAAGUACAUGGUGUGUUAAGAUUAAUACAGUGAAAAUGCUCAAGUUAUUUUAUUAUCCUGGGAAUGAUGUUUCUUUCCA
Messenger RNA from Phalaenopsis equestris, 1464 nucleotides. Its product is annotated as biotin synthase. Gene Ontology annotation, biological process: biotin biosynthetic process. The record is from RefSeq and is a predicted model, not a curated record. Lineage: Eukaryota; Viridiplantae; Streptophyta; Magnoliopsida; Asparagales; Orchidaceae. The transcript has 6 exons. The coding region runs from base 153 to 1277 and encodes 374 amino acids. Gene Ontology annotation, cellular component: mitochondrion. Gene Ontology annotation, molecular function: 2 iron, 2 sulfur cluster binding; biotin synthase activity.